AUGGGGCUAUCUUCCGACUACGGCCUUGCUCGACGUAUUGUCUCAUCUCCGCAAGAGCUAUCAUUUGCCGGCAUUUCCUUCUUGACUCUUCAGGCUGUCCUAGAAGUCGUCAUCGUAUGUCUAGCAGGGUUUUUUGUCGCUAAGUCCCAGCUUUUGGGCACCACUGGGCAGAGAAUGCUCUCCCAGUUGAACGUGGAGUUGUUCACUCCGUGUUUGGUUUUCACCAAGCUUGCUCCAUCCUUGUCUGUUGACAAAGUGCUCGACAUUUUCAUCAUCCCUGUGUUCUAUGCCGUGUCCACAGCAACGUCAUAUUUCUUCUCCAGGGUCAUGUCUCAUUUGAUGGUACUCAAUGUUGCUGAGUCUGACUUUGUUACUGCCAUGGCUGUCUUUGGCAACUCAAACUCCUUGCCUGUCUCCUUGACCAUGACUUUGGCCUACUCAUUGCCUGACCUUUUGUGGGACAGAAUGGAGGAUGACACGCCUGAUAAGGUCGCCUCCAGAGCAAUUGGGCCAGAUUUUGCGUUGGUCUUGGGUUACAACAAGCUUCUAAGAAAGCGUACUCCGCAAGAACUUGAUGACGCCAUCACCAGCGGCGAAGUUAGGCCCUUGGGAGCCGACAUGGAACGUCAGCACUCAGGCACUGAUAGAGAUGAGGGCUCCAUCGAAGAUGUAUCGCCCGCAACGACGCUUGCUGCCGACUUUCCCACCAUGGCUCCCCCAUCAGACUCGGACGAUUCCAGUCUAGUGCAGAAGCCCGGGCACGAGGUGCACGGCAACAUCAUCAGAAGAAAACGGCACAGUUUUAUCAACUGGAAACCAGUGGCCAGCUUCUUUGCAUUCAUGAACCCUCCUCUCUAUUCGAUGCUUGUCUCCGUACUUAUUGCGUCUGUUGGAUCUCUUCAGAAGCUAUUCUUCCAGGAAGACAGCUUUGUGAGGAACACCUUGACCAAGUCGAUUGAAAAUCUUGGCUCUGUAUCGAUUCCGCUCAUCUUGAUUGUGUUGGGUUCAAAUCUCUAUCCAUCGGCCGACAUUCCUCCGGCCUCGCUUCACUACAAGCGUAUUGUGGUUGCUUCAUUGAUGUCGAGAAUGAUCCUUCCGUCGUUGGUAAUGCUUCCAUUGAUUGCCCUCUGCGUGAAGUUCAUCAACACUUCGAUUCUCGACGAUCCUAUCUUCUUGAUUGUCGCAUUCAUUCUCACGGUGUCACCACCAGCGAUCCAGUUAUCGCAGAUCACCCAGCUCAACGACAUUUACCAGAAAGAAAUGGCCGGUGUGCUUUUCUGGGGUUACGUGAUCUUGACACUCCCAACAACCAUUUUCAUUGUGGCCACCAGUUUGGAGGUCCUCAAAUGGUCGUUGUGA
This is a messenger RNA of Candidozyma duobushaemuli, 1359 nucleotides long. RefSeq lists its product as uncharacterized. Bases 1 to 1359 code for a protein of 452 amino acids. Lineage: Eukaryota; Fungi; Ascomycota; Pichiomycetes; Serinales; Metschnikowiaceae. The record is from RefSeq and is a predicted model, not a curated record. The transcript has 2 exons. Gene Ontology annotation, cellular component: membrane; endoplasmic reticulum. Gene Ontology annotation, biological process: transmembrane transport.